Dovyalis caffra is the source of this 924-nucleotide messenger RNA. NCBI's taxonomy places the organism in Eukaryota, Viridiplantae, Streptophyta, Magnoliopsida, Malpighiales, Salicaceae. The record is from the annotation of a GenBank genome assembly.
AUGGCAUUGAUCAAGCGGACGCUAGUUGUUUUGGUGACAGUAUUGGUAGUGUCAACAUGGAUGCCAGUCUCUGAAUGUGCAAAUACAAAAAAGCCUGUUAGUGUUGCAAGAAAAGAUGAUAUACCGUACAUCAAAUGCCAGGUUUGUGAAAAGGUUGCCUCACAGUUGUACCAGCAAGUUCAAAAGAAGCAGGAUCAGAUCUCUCCCAAGAAGAUCAGUGAGCAUCAAAUGAUUGAGAUUGCGGAGAAUGUUUGCAAUUUGAAGAAAGAGGAAGCUGAUUGGAUUAUGAAAUUGGAUAUAGUGGAGCAAGGUGAUAAGUUGAAGCUAAUAGAACAAGAUACGGAAGGUCAAUGCAAUUCAGAAUGCAAGACAAUCGAGCAAACUUGUCAAGAGGUCAUGGACUAUGUCGACACUGAUGUUGCUGAAUAUAUAUUUACUGCCAAGCCUCAGAUUGAUUUAUUGGUGAAACAUCUCUGCAAAGAUCUGACUAAUUCAUGCACUAAGAAACCACCUCCAGUCCCCAAGAACAGGAUGCCUGGGGAACCAUUUUUGCCUAAACCAUCUAAAGAGGUUGAAAUGGAGAAGAUUAUGAGAUCUAUGGAGGGUAUGCCCGGAGCUCCUGGCAUGAAAAUGUAUUCAAGGGAAGAGUUAAUGGGAAUGAACAAUUUUGGAAAUGAUGAUGCUGAUGAUGAGGAUGAUGAGGACGAGGAUGAAAAGUUCCCCUCAAAUAUGGGAAAAGCUUUGAGAGAAACGCAGCACAUAAAGGGUGGCUGGCAACAGAAAAUCUCCAAAGGAAUAGAAAAUAGUGGCGAGACAUUGAAGAGGCAUGCAAAUAAGGUCUUCAACCAGAUACAGAAGUGGUGGAGAGGAAUACGUGGAGCGCCUGCAAAGAAGAAUUCAAGGGCUGCCAAAUCAGAGCUUUAG